UAAGCUUUGGCUGGAAGCAAUAAUCAUAUAUCCAAAACGCGUGAGAAACCAUUCAAUUCCCUUGUCACCAUAUUGAAGAUUCCACUAUCCUUUUCUUCACAUCAACUAUUUAAUUAUGGUUUUAAUAAUUUCUGUGACAAAACGCAGAAAAAUAAAAUAAUGGCGAAAAACUCACUCGAGAUCUUCACUGCCAUUGAUUGGAACCACCUUCAUUACUUUUCCUCCUCUCAUUUACUUAUGUCACCGACUCACCACCUCUCGCUAUCUAUUUGCAUAUUUUAUAGACCAAAGUCCCUUCAUUUCGCAAACCCAUUUUAGGAAAAGAGUUCUUUUUUCUUGCAGCAAGUCUCUCGUCUGUACCAUUCUUUUAGCAAGCCAUUGAAAAUGGCAUUCAGAACAAGAUUAUCUUUGCUUCAUCUUCUUGUAGCUUUGGCUCUUUUAAGCAGCCUGGUGAUAGUGAAAGGAGAAAGCCCUUACAAGUUCUACACCUGGACUGUGACCUACGGCAUUAUCUAUCCUCUUGGUGUUCCCCAACAGGUUAUUCUGAUCAAUGGUCAGUUCCCUGGUCCAAAGCUUGAUGUUGUGACUAAUGACAACAUCAUCCUCAACCUCAUCAACAAACUUGACCAACCCUUUCUCUUGACCUGGAAUGGAAUAAAGCAGAGGAAGAACUCAUGGCAAGAUGGAGUGUUGGGAACAAACUGUCCAAUUCCACCAAACUCAAACUUCACUUACAAGUUCCAAACCAAAGAUCAGAUCGGAACAUACAACUACUUUCCCUCCACCGCUUUUCACAAAGCCGCCGGUGGAUUCGGAGCUAUCAAUGUCUAUGCAAGACCUAGGAUCCCUAUCCCUUACCCUCUCCCAGUCGAAGACUUCACUCUACUCAUCGGUGAUUGGUUUAAAACCAACCACAAAACACUCCAACAGCGUCUGGACUCUGGCGGGGUUCUUCCAUUUCCAGACGGUAUGCUUAUAAACGGACAAACACAAACUACAUUCACAGGCGACCAGGGGAAGACUUACAUGUUCAGAAUCUCAAAUGUUGGGUUGUCAAGCACUUUCAACUUCAGAAUCCAAGGACAUACGAUGAAAGUAGUUGAAGUUGAAGGCUCUCACGUCAUGCAAACGGACUACGACUCUCUUGAUGUUCACGUUGGCCAGUCUUUGUCACUCCUUGUGACGUUAAACCAAUCUCCUAAAGAUUAUUACAUCGUUGCAAGCACCCGGUUCGUUAGAUCCAACCUUUCUGUCACUGCUCUGUUGCGUUAUUCCAACUCAGGUGUCCCAGCUUCUGGUGAGAUGCCCCCUCUUCCCCCUGGAGAGCUUGUUUGGUCCAUGAGACAAGCAAGGACAUUCAGGUGGAACUUAACAGCAAAUGCAGCAAGACCAAACCCUCAAGGAUCAUUCCAUUACGGAAAGAUCAAUACGACCAAAUCAUUUGUUUUCUCAAACUCAGCUCCUUUGAUCAACGGGAAGCAACGCUAUGCAGUGAACGGUGUCUCUUAUGUGAACUCAGAUACUCCUCUAAAACUUGCUGAUCACUUCAACAUCCCUGGAGUGUUCAGCACGAGUGCCAUUCAGAGCGUCCCUUCUAACUCUCCUGCGACUGUUGCAACAUCAGUUGUUAGAGCAUCUCUCCAUGAUUUUCUUGAAAUUGUGUUCCAGAACAAUGAGAAAGCAGUGCAGUCUUGGCACCUUGACGGUUAUGACUUUUGGGUCGUUGGAUUUGGUUCUGGACAAUGGACACCAGCAAAGAGACCACUUUACAAUCUUGUUGAUGCUCUUACUAGACACACAACUCAGGUGUACCCAAACUCUUGGACAGCAAUUUUGGUGUCUUUGGACAAUCAAGGAAUGUGGAAUAUGAGGUCGGCGGUAUGGGAAAGACAAUAUUUAGGACAGCAGUUUUAUCUAAAAGUGUGGGAUCCGGUGCAGAGUCUGGCCAAUGAAUACAAUCCUCCUGAUAAUCUUCUUCUCUGUGGCAAAGCUAUUGGAAGACACCUCUAGAGAGAUCCUCUUUAUUUAUGUUCAUUUCUUUCAGUUUUUUUUUUUUUAAAUCGUUUUGGUUGAGGUUUAUGGUUUUGUUCUUUCUGGCCAUGAGAUAUUUACAUAUGUAGUGAUAAACACAGGGAAGGAGAAAAGUUUUUGUCUUUGGUAGGAAGGAGAGAGGUUACUGAGUUCAAAAAUAAUAUUUUGUACAAGUAGUUGUUCUUUCUAAUCCUAAGAGCAUUUUCAUAUA
Molecule: messenger RNA, 2242 nt
Organism: Brassica napus (rape)
Lineage: Eukaryota; Viridiplantae; Streptophyta; Magnoliopsida; Brassicales; Brassicaceae
Product: L-ascorbate oxidase homolog
Exons: 7
Coding region: 385-2010 (541 amino acids)
Molecular function (GO): copper ion binding; oxidoreductase activity
Source: RefSeq, a predicted model, not a curated record